AUUGGGGAUGAUCAGCCAUGAUCACAUUGAAUGGCGGUGCUGGCUCCAAGGGCCAAAUGGCCUACUCCUGCAUCUAUUGUCUAUUGUCUAUAAAUAAACAUGGAGGAAGAGUUAUGAAUAAACUGUGCAGGUCACGCAAGUCCAGAAGAAUGAGGAGAUUGCUAACCAUUUUGAAUAUUGGCAUAAUUAGCAAAGAGAUAUACCUCUGUCCUGCUGUAUCAAGAGGAAUAAUUUGCUUAACUCCCCCGAGUGAGACUUGAGCCUAUUGCCCAAGUAAUUCAAAAAUGUUGUCGUCAAAGAUGUGCAGGGAAAUUUGAUAUUUAUUUAUCUUUCCAGGAUUAAAACCUGCACAUAGAGCGUUAAAACGGGACACUUCUGCCUUUGUGGAUCAUAUCCAAGUCGAUCAUUCGGCUUCAUUAUCAACAAAACCAUAUUUGAAUUCCCACACUGAUAAAAUGUAGUAAAUAUGGAGAAAAUUACUUACUGAUAUUUAAAACAUAUAUAAAAGUAUCAGUAACUACCUUGCACAUAACACAGCCACAUUCUUACUCGGGAAAACUAAAGUGGAAAUGGCCUUGCACUUUAGAGCAUAUCAAAUGGCAUGCAAGCAAUGUGUUGCUAAAUGCCAUUGAUGCCCAAAUAGCCUUCUUCAUUUCAAUGCGAACGUCACAAGGUAGCAGACAUUUGGAGUGGGUCGGAAAAUUUCUAUGUCAGUUUGCUACUACUAAAUGUAGCCAUUGUAUGCCUUUCGAGCACAUAAAAGGAACAAAGGAAAGUAAGUGAACAGAAAGAUUCACUCAUCACUACGGCUGAAGUUGAAGCUACAUUUGGGUGAGGACUUGCUGGAUUCAUUUGCGGGCUUUUAAAUGUAAAGGUCUCACUGAGUAGUUUAAACUUUGGAAGUGGCCAAUGCAAUGAUUAAACUCUCAGUCCCAAGAACGGACUAACUUUACAGACGCUGCUGAAGAUCGUCGUAAAUUAUCCAUUUGAAAUAGAUAGAAACAUCUCAGUGGUCUUUCAUCACGUUUAUGGUGAAAACUAAUUUGGACUUGAAUUUAUUCUAAGGUAAGCCACUUUAAUCACGCUAGUCAAUUUGUCAUUGCUGUAAGGACUGCAAUCUUCUUCUAACUGUAUUAUAUUCCACAAUGAACACGCCACCCAGGAAGAACUCUAGUACGUUGGUCCAUUCCUUGGCCAAGGUAUUCGAUUCUAAUGCCAUACAGAGCCAAGGGCCACCUAGGAUAACAGGAUCCUCCAGAAAAUGCUCGAAGAGCAGUCGAAACAACUCUCUGGAGAGUUUCAAUGCGAUGGAUAUUAAACUGGAGUCCUUGAAUCAAACUGUAGAUAAAAUACUGGGUGUUCAGGAAAAUGUUGUCCAGAAGUUGGAUGGCUUAACGCAAGAUGUUGGUAGGAUCAGAAAAGACAUUGAAAUGUUGAAGACCAGCAAAGAAAUAAUGAAACAAGACACCAUCUGUCAAGGAGAAGAAAAUAAAAGCACAAAAGUUUCUGGGGAGAUUUCUAAUAUGCUAUCAACACUCAAUCAACAUUCAAAGGAGCAAACUAAGAAGAUAGAUGGAAUUGAAAAUGUCCUUCUUGGAGUGCAGCAAGUUAUUAACUAUUUAGGAGAGACGUUUAAAAAUUCUAGAAUUGCAGAGUAUAUUUGCAAAGGCCAAGUUACAUCAAAGCAACAAGGUGUUAUGAGCAGCAGUGAACAGAAGAUUUUUAAAAAGAAAAUUACGUCAGGAAAAGUAUUGUUGAGAAGGAAAAAAAUAAAGGUUAAGGACCAAAGAGCCAAUGAGGUGAAAGGAAAGCAAAAUUUAAAUGAUAAAGAAAUAAAGUCAUCUCAGAAGAAGAAAUCCCCUGAAACCAAAGGGCAAAUUCAGAAGAGUCUACACACUUUUGCAGAUACAAAGGUCCAGAAUUUAAAUAAUGAAAAUGCUAACAGCUCAAGAGUCUUUGAAGCUCAGCAUGAAGUCAAAGAUCUAACGGAGCAGAACAAUGUAACUAAAUUAAAAGGAAGCACAUCUGUGGAAGAUGUUGGACUCUUUGAACCCGAGCCUUGUAGAGUGGCAGAGGACUCGGCCUCAGCCUUCAACCCAGAAUUUUCUGAUGCCACUUCGGACACUUAUGCCGGUGGUGAAAAGAAAGAUGAAGAUGCAACUGCAGAAGAACAACGUGAACUGAAACCUGCAGGAGUGAACCAGUCAAACACUGCCAGGCAAAAUGAUGAAAGGACAGAAAGGAACAAUGUUAUGCAUGAAAACAUACAACAUAUCGGAGCACAGGCAAAAAUGCAAGCAGAAAAGGAUGACAACGAAUAUAAAGAAUUAAUAACUGAAUCAGUGCCAACAAAACGAAAUGUCUAUCUAAUAGCAAAGGAGAAUCAGGAAAGAGUAAAAGAACACCUAGAAGUUGAGGAAAGAAAUGACACAGAAAGGGACACCGGAUUUGAAUGCACGGACUCAGAUUUGACGAUCACGGAGGAAUCCAAAGGAAAAACCAUGGGGUCCCAUGUGGAAGAAACCAGCAAGGAACAGUUAACCAACAGAUGCGGUGAGAGUGAAGGAGACAUCAAUGCUUUGUUAGUAGCUGCAGCAGAACCAGAAGAAGAAACGUCUCAGAACAUUGAGCAACAGGAAGCCAAGGAUUUAAGCAACUCCAGUAAAAGGGGGACUGAGGAAGAUCUGAUAAAAGAUGACAGCAAAAAGAGCAGAGUGGAAGAAAAUGGUUGCAGUCAAGAACGUUCAUCGGUUCCUGCCUCGGGUCAGAUGACAGCAACAUCCGCUGAUGGACAGCAUGAAAUUAAUCAGGCGGUAGACGAAACUGAAGUGGAGAGGGGACACACCGUGAUUGAUGAUGGUCCUGCUCCACCUGCUCCAUUUGAACAUCGGAUUGUCUCAACGAAUGUAGCAAAAGUCAGCAAUUACUAUACGAUAAAGCAAUCUGAAAUUCUUGGAGGAGGACGAUUUGGACAAGUACACAAAUGUGUUGAAAAGUCUACAGGCCUUACCUUAGCAGCCAAAAUUAUUAAAACUAGAGCGGCCAAGCAGAAGGAGGAAGUUAAGAAUGAGAUCCAUGUUAUGAAUCAUCUGAAUCACACCAAUCUCAUCCAGCUGUAUGAUGCUUUUGAAACAAAGAAUGAUAUCAUUCUGAUCAUGGAAUAUAUUGAAGGCGGGGAACUAUUUGACAGGAUCAUUGAUGAAAACUACAACUUAACAGAAAUGGACACAAUCCUAUUUGUAAAGCAGAUUUGUGAAGGACUUCAAUAUAUGCAUCAGAUGUACAUCCUUCAUCUAGACCUUAAGCCUGAGAACAUUUUGUGCGUUAACAGGGAAGCCAAUCAAGUUAAGAUAAUCGACUUUGGCUUGGCAAGAAGAUACAAACCGAGAGAAAAACUAAAGAUAAAUUUUGGAACUCCAGAGUUUCUUGCACCUGAAGUUGUGAAUUAUGAUUUUGUAUCAUUUCCUACGGAUAUGUGGAGCCUUGGAGUAAUUGCCUACAUGUUGCUGAGUGGACUUUCUCCAUUCCUCGGGGACGAUGAUAAUGAAACCCUGAAUAACAUCCUUGCCUGUAAGUGGGACUUGGAUGAUGCUGAAUUUGAAAACGUCUCUGAAGAUGCCAAAGAAUUCAUAUCUAAACUCCUUAUCAAAGAAAAGGGCUGGAGGAUAAGUGCAAAUGAGGCCCUUAAACACCCCUGGUUGUCAGACCAAAACCUACACUACAAGCUUGGUUACAAGUGCAAGAAUAAGUGCUGCCCAGUGUCUCAAACAACCCUGGCUAACUAACAUUGCAGAGAAAGCUAAACAAUAAGAACUACUAUGCAGUGACUGCUGCAAAUCGAUUGAAGAAACUGAGCGAUUCUGGGGCUUUGGGGCCUGUGGAUGUGUGAGCUGCAUUGACUGAACCCGUUGCACCUUCCCUUUUCAGUCAGGACACUACUCAUUGUGAUUUGCCUCAACCUUGUUGAACCACCUUUACUUAUCCCUUCCAGUAAAACACAAUAUGGUUUAGGUUUAGAAAAAUGUGUUUGGGUAAAAAUGGUACAGACUCAUAAAAAUGUACGCCCAUCAUUUUGGUUUAUUUAUCCUUCCACCAAGAGUGUGGCAGUCUGAUUUGAUUGUAGUUAAUUUAGUCAAUCUCAUUAUUUAUAUUCAUUUGCUGCCAGUUUAAAAAAAAUGUAACUAGGCUUUUAUUCAUUAAUGAUGUGUAUUUAUCAUUUUAAAGCAUCCAAAAAGAAGCACAAGGGACAGUAAAUGAUCCCAACCAGCAUGAGCUUUCACGCCCUUUGCACUGAAAUGUCAGGCUGGUGAAACUGUGAAUUAAAUGAGUCAAUUAAGGUUUCAAAA
This is a messenger RNA of Leucoraja erinaceus (little skate), 4346 nucleotides long. RefSeq names its product myosin light chain kinase family, member 4b (gene mylk4b). The record is from RefSeq and is a predicted model, not a curated record. Lineage: Eukaryota; Metazoa; Chordata; Chondrichthyes; Rajiformes; Rajidae. The transcript is spliced from 14 exons. Gene Ontology annotation, biological process: protein phosphorylation; intracellular signal transduction; positive regulation of apoptotic process. Gene Ontology annotation, cellular component: nucleus; cytoplasm. The coding region runs from base 1146 to 3785 and encodes 879 amino acids. Gene Ontology annotation, molecular function: ATP binding; protein serine/threonine kinase activity.